Messenger RNA from Echinococcus granulosus, 2451 nucleotides. RefSeq names its product NEDD8-conjugating enzyme Ubc12. Gene Ontology annotation, biological process: protein polyubiquitination. The record is from RefSeq and is a predicted model, not a curated record. Lineage: Eukaryota; Metazoa; Platyhelminthes; Cestoda; Cyclophyllidea; Taeniidae. Gene Ontology annotation, molecular function: ubiquitin conjugating enzyme activity. The coding region runs from base 1 to 2451 and encodes 816 amino acids. The transcript has 6 exons. Gene Ontology annotation, cellular component: nucleus.
AUGACUUGUCCAACAACUCAGCGCACAUUUAUGAAGGACGUGCAGCAGCUGUACAGGACAAUCGACGCCUCCACUAACGGCCAGGCAUCCAUCAUCGCGGCCGAUGAGAUGACGGUCAAGGUUUCUCUGCGCCCCACAUCCGGCUACAACGCGCAUGCAGAAUUCCUGUUAACUAUGACUUGUCCAACAACUCAGCGCACAUUUAUGAAGGACGUGCAGCAGCUGUACAGGACAAUCGACGCCUCCACUAACGGCCAGGCAUCCAUCAUCGCGGCCGAUGAGAUGACGGUCAAGGUUUCUCUGCGCCCCACAUCCGGCUACAACGCGCAUGCAGAAUUCCUGUUAACUAUCAAGUGUUGUUCCACAUAUCCCAAGGAUAGCCCUGACAUUUCCUUCGACACACCCAUAUUUCAUCCCAACAUUGACCCAUCAUCUGGUCCCAUAUGUUUAAGCCUUCUCUACGACUGGCGAAGCUGCUACAAUCUGCUAGAUUUGGUGAAGGCGGUGCUCUACCUCAUCGACCACCCCGCCUUUGACUCGCCAAACAAUGACUUUGGCAUAGUCAAUGAUCCUGCACAGCUGCCCACGAUGACAGCGCGUGUGCUUGCCGGUCUGCCGGUCAAGGGACGCUGCUUCCCACCAAACACCGCGUGGGUCAAAUGGGCCUGCGACAAUGGUUGUCUGCCCACUGGAGAGGAGGAGUUGGAGGAGGCUGGGGCCGCGGUUAGGACAGGAGAUGAAGUAGAUCAGAAAGGUGGUGAAGAAAUUGAUGCUCCCUUUAAUGCUGCAGCCCCAGAAAAUAAGGAGCCCUUCAGUGAGACAAUUUAUGCACCCUCCGAUGGCACAUCUGACACUGUGCCAUCGUUCGCAAAAAUGCGCUAUUUGCUUGAUCUUGAAGAGAAAAUUACUUCUUGGGGCCCUUAUGAUAGGCGCUGUACACCGUUUGAAGUUGAAUCACAACGGGUUCUUAUUUGGCAUCCUAGCAAUGGCCGAAACAGAGAUAAUUACACUGUUUUCUACUUUUUUGAAUUUUUGGGAACCGAUCAUCAUCGCAAUGAAUUGGGGGAACAUUACAACACUCUCUUUAUUGGCAGUGUCUUACGUGAAUAUCAGUCUCACCCAGAAUUGAGGCAAACAUCCAGCAGCUGUCCCUGGUAUGCAUAUACCGAGUACUCUGGAAGUUCUUGCCAAUCCUACCUUAGCUACAUUUCUUCUCUGAACCUUAGCAAUAUGUUUGAAGUCAAAGAAGCGGUUAGACACACAUUAACUGAAGACUUUUGCCCGUGGUCAGCACUGGAUGGCAGAGGAAUAAAUGCUCUGUUCAGUAGUUUGUACUUUGAGGACAACCGACUUAGAGGAAACGUCCCAUGCUUUUUGGAUGAAGGCAGUGGCGAUGGCAGUGGAAGUCAAGGUAUCGGACGUCUUUUCGACUCCUGCUAUUCGGAUCACGGAGACGUUUUUGCGGUACCCACUGAAUUAUCUGACACCAUGUUAUUUGAGUCGGAUGCUCAAAGUAGAAUGUCUGAUCUUGUGGUCAACUUGAUUUCGGAAAGUGAAGUGUCAGGCAUGGAAGAGCACGAUAAUAGUGCCAAUGAGUCCGAUAAGGAGUGCAAAGAACCGUCUUCAUCUGUCUCAUUUUCAAAUUGCAAGGAUAGUCAUAUGUCUUAUCCACUUAUAACAGACUGUACGGACUGUCAAUCCGAUUACAACCGCAUAAGGAAAUCUAUUAAUGUUGGUCUAGCUCCGGUGUGGAAGUGGUUUUCCCGCAGUACGCGAUGGUCCAUUCGGUUCGCUCCACAGCAGAUUGUAGACCUUUCAACGGCUGGUAUCCAAAUUCCACCAUGGCGAGCCAGUUUGGGUCGAAUGAUGUCGGAUAUUUGUCACUUUUGCGCCAAGAAUCAUGGCAUGAAGAAUCUCGUUCUCCUCGACCCCAUGGCACUCUCGCCACUUUCGCCUCUGCUCAAUCUGAUGCGGUACCGUGAGUUACCCAGUCCUCGGCUCACUGGUGUUCUCUGGAUGACGCCGCUCAACGCUCUCUCGCCCUUUUACCGCGUGCCCAUUCCCAUCGAGGAAGAGCUGCAGGAGAGUGAGCUCGAUGGAUGUGAAGGAAGAGACGGUGCCUACCCCACACCUACCUGUCUACGAUUCCUCGCGGUUGUGGCUCUAGUAACAAAUUGGGUGGCAUGGUUGUCACGAGUGGAGAGCUACGCGGCCCUCGGUAUGUCGCGAUUUCAUCCGGCACUCAUCAGUGCCCCCGUGGCCGCGUGCUUGCUGCAGCCUUUCAGCCUAGGCUGCGGUCAAACUCCUCUCAUGGACCUCUGGCCAUUGUGGUCGCUUCGCCGCCUUCUCACUCUCUCCCUCAGACUGUCCCAACUCCGACUCGCCCUCGGCCACGGCAGUCACCACCAUCUGCGAUAUCUGUUCCCAUUCUCCGACCUCGACGAGAUCUAA